AUGAAGAACGACUCCUCAACAUCUGCAGCCCCCCUCAGGGGCCUCGGGGGUCCCCUACGGAGCAGCGAGCCGGUGCACACCGCCCCAGCUCCGUUGCGAGCUGUGGUUCUACUGGAAGAGGCGGCCGACUUCUUGGUGGUGCACCUGGACUUCCGGGCGGCGCUGGAAACCUGUGAGCGGGCCUGGCGGAGCCUCGCUUCCGAUGCCCCGGCCGAGGAGCACGCCGGCACCUCCUUGGAAGUGAAAUGUUCCCUGUGUGUUGUGGGGAUCCAGGCCUUGGCAGAAAUGGAUCGGUGGCAAGAAGUCCUCCGCUGGGUCCGUCAGUAUUACCAGGUCCCUGAAAAGCUACCCCCCAAAGUCUUGGAGCUGUGUAUUCUUUUAUACAGCAAAAUGGAAGAGCCUGGAGCCAUGCUGGAUGUGGUCAGGGCCUGGCUCAAAGACCCAGACAAUCAGAACCUUCCAGAAUACAGAGCCUUGGCAGUUCUUCACCUGCAGCAGGUACUGUUGCCUCUGGGCCAUUUGUCAGAGGCUGAGGAGCUAGUGGCGGGCUCUACGGCUUUUGAUGAAGAGCAGCGUCGGGAUGCACUCCAGAUCAUUUGCAUGGCCAGGCAACAGCAGAAAUGUGAACAUUCACGCUCUGAGGAGGCCCAGAAGCCAAACCAGUCAGAGUCCUUGUCCCACAAGUUCCUGUCACUACUGAUGUUGCUUCGCCGGCUUUGGGAUUCUGCAGUGAGCCACGUCUCUUCACUGCCCUUGAAAAAGAGCCUCCUGGCUGCCCUGAUCCUCUGCCUCUUGGUGGUGAGGUUUGACCCAGCCUCUCCUUGUUUCCUGCCCUUCCUCUACAAGCUGGCUCAGAUCUUCCAUCGGAUCCGGGAGGCCUUGUUUUCUCCCUUCUACCAGCUCCCUGUCCAGGACUGA
Messenger RNA from Chrysochloris asiatica (Cape golden mole), 918 nucleotides. It is a transcript of the gene PEX26, whose product is annotated as peroxisomal biogenesis factor 26. Lineage: Eukaryota; Metazoa; Chordata; Mammalia; Afrosoricida; Chrysochloridae. The transcript is spliced from 5 exons. The record is from RefSeq and is a predicted model, not a curated record. Bases 1 to 918 code for a protein of 305 amino acids. Gene Ontology annotation, cellular component: peroxisome; peroxisomal membrane. Gene Ontology annotation, molecular function: protein-containing complex binding; ATPase binding. Gene Ontology annotation, biological process: protein import into peroxisome membrane; protein import into peroxisome matrix.